Molecule: messenger RNA, 309 nt
Organism: Rotaria sp. Silwood2
Lineage: Eukaryota; Metazoa; Rotifera; Eurotatoria; Philodinida; Philodinidae
Source: the annotation of a GenBank genome assembly
AUGAAUAUUGAAAUUCAUAAAACACAUAUGAAAACAUUUGGAAAUAAUAUAUUAAUAACCCAUACUUCAUUUGGUGAACCACAAAAAGUUUCAGCUAUAGAGGGCACAUUUGUUUAUCAUGGAGUAAAGCAUGCACAUAGCUAUAUUUCUCAACAGUGUACAAUAAAUCUAAUAAAAGAUUUAUUUACACCAUAUUCCAGCACUGCUAAAAAUUUAGCAUGUGCAAGAACAAAAUCAAGAACUAAUGCUUAUAAUGUACUUGCCCCUUAUUACACAUUCAAAUUAAUCGAUGAAAUGUCACAAUCCUAA